Molecule: messenger RNA, 1029 nt
Organism: Mesorhabditis belari
Lineage: Eukaryota; Metazoa; Nematoda; Chromadorea; Rhabditida; Rhabditidae
Source: the annotation of a GenBank genome assembly
AUGGCUGACACUUCGGAUUACAAUAAUCAAACCACUUCGGAUCACAUUCUUUUCACCGUUGAAGACCAUCAUGUAGCCGGUUUGCUGCUGAUUAUGACAGCUUUUUUCGGAGCUUGUGCCAACUAUAUUGUUGUCUUUCUCACGGAUAAGAUCUCAUCCUUGCAAAAUGCCUUUGGUCGGCUGACUCGUAAUCAAGCAAUUGGAGAAGCGAUUCUGCUAACGAUUUUCGCUCUUUAUUUUGGUCCGAUGAUCCUUUUCGACAUUGACUUUUUCAAAUCGGACUCUGUGGCUCGUGUCUUUGGCCAUAUAAAUCUUGUCUGUUAUGACAUUUGCAUUUACAGUCAUUUGAUCAUUUCGAUGAACCGUUUCACUGCCAUCUAUUUCCCUUUUCAUUACAAUGAGAUCUUUUCAAAACGCUACGUGCUAGCAAUGAUCUUUGGCAUCUAUUUUACCGCCAUAGCUCCAUCACUUUACAUGUAUAUCUAUGAGGAUUGCCAUCUCAUUUAUCAAGAGCCGUUCUGGAAGUUCAAUUUCAUCUCAACGCCUGCUUGUAUCACAAUCAUGUACUAUUGGGAUUUCUGGAGAUACGUUUUCACGGUUAGCCUCAUUGCUCUACUCGACGUUUUAACGUUUGCCAAAGCCAGGAUUAGCAGUGUGAAGGUAAACAUCACUGAUGCAGUGGCUCGCAAACGACGGCAUGACGAGAUUAAGUUUGUCAAGCAGGUGUGCCUACAAGGAGUGGUUUUCGUUUGUGAACUGCUCACUUAUUUCAUCCUUCCUCGUUUCUUUCAAAGCAGAUGGGUGAUCUUCUUGCUGACCACAUUUGCUUGGGCGCUCGUUCAUGCAUGUGAUGGCUAUAUCACUCUUUUCUUCAACAAAGAGUUCUUCCGACUACUGAAAGCGAUUUUGUCAUCGAAGAGUCAAUAUUCUGCUAGCAUUCUUGAUCAAAUGAAACCGACAUCCACCUUGCAGAGCUAUACCAGUGCAAACACUGAGCAUCACAGUGCACACUUGGAAGGCAACAAGCAA